AUGUUCCGCCUUGCCGCGUUCGCCCCCUCGCUGGGCCGGCUCGCGCCUCGGGUCACAUCCACGGUCUGGCUGGCGGGCAUGUCUGGCGCGGCAUCGGCAGGGGCAGGAGCUAGCGGAGGCGAGAGCAGCUUGUCGGCAGCGACGGUAGCUGCGGCUGCGCUGCGGACGUUGCCAACGCCGGCGGCAAGCCCGAAAGCCUCGCCACACGGGCGUGCUAUCCAGGAGCGCAAGCAGUUCCUCUGGCAGUCGACGGCCGAGGCCUUUGACUCGGCCGGCGUCGCCCUGCUGGUCCAGGUCAACUCGCUCAAGCGGAGCCAGCUGGAGGCCAUCCGCGCAGCUGCGCAUCCGGACGCCAAGCUGCUGCUGCUGAAGAACUCGGUUGCUCGCUCGGUGCUCCAGUCGUCGGACAAGGCGGCCGGAGUCGGCGAGGCCGGCCCUGGCUCGGCCCUCGCCUCGCUGCUACUCGGCCCGACCGCACUGCUGUAUGCCUCCGAUCUGAGCCCUGGUUUCAAGGACGCGCUCAAGGUUGUCGCCAAGAUGGCGCCGGGUGCCCUUGUUGUCGGCGGCUUUGUCGAUGGUGCCGUCCUCGAUGCCAAGGCUGCUGCCGAUCUCGACUCGAUGCCCUCGGUCCUCGAGCUCCAGGCCCAGGUUCUCGGCCUCCUCAAGUCGCUUGUGGCCAAGCCCGUCAUGCUCCUCAAGCACCACCCAACCCGGCUCGCCACCACUCUCUCGCAGCACGCCGACGCCGAUGAUGGCGACGGCCUGGCGGCAGCGGCGCUGGCGGCGUAUGCAGAGACGUAUCAACAAAACUCGGGCAAGGUCCACACUCUCGGCCAUGUCGAAACGGUCGGCCUUGUCUCGUCCAAGGCCCGCUGGCGGGCGGGAUACUUGGUGGCCACCGCCGGCGCGGUGCUGGCAUUCCGGUCGCCUGGUGAGUUUCCGGCGGUGGCGGGCAUUGUCUCGCCGGGCGGCGUGCUUGUAGCAGUCGAUGAGGCUGCACCAGGCGCGGGAGCUGCCCUAGCCAAACGCUGCCGGAAGCGAGUUGAUCUCGCCGACGUGACCGCAAUCUGGUACCACACGACCGGCAAACACGUCGACGUUGCUGCCGGGCUUCGCGGCGAGCCUGCCCGCGACCCGCUGGGGGCCUCGUUCCAGCGCGGAGGCGCAGACCUACUGCUGGCGCUCAUCGAGAUAGUGGCAAACGGCAAGUCGGUCUACCUGCGGACGAGUGACCCGCCCAACACCCAUGCCAUGUAUCGUUCGCUGUGGGAGGCGUGGCGGCGGCACCCGGCGACACUUCUCCGCGACUCUGUUGAGGUCCCGCCGUCAGUCGCCGGCCUCAUGACCGCCGACGACGACGAUCCGGUGGCUCUGGUCGCGUGGACACGCGCCACGACUCUAGCACUCGACGUUGGCGAAGAGUUCGACAAUGCCGGUCAAAUUGCGUCGGGCGCCGCGCGCUUGACGCGAGUCGACGGUGGCAGCGAGCUGGCGACCGCCGGGCCCAGCGACGAUGAGCCGGCGUCGCCAAGCUUGGCGCAAUCGCCGGAAAGCACGCCCGGAAGCACACCUGUCGGCGACGGUGCUAGCUUUCCGGCCUUUGCCGUUUUUGACAACCACAUGGAAGAGGCUGCCGAGAUGGAGGAACCGUCGUCGUCACUCGAGCCGUCGUUCGAGAUGACUGCGCCACCGGCUGUCGCGACGGGCAGAGCCAGUCUUGCGCCGGCGUCUGCUACCGCUGUCCCGGCACCCGGCUCACUGCCGGCCUUUGCGCCGCCGCUGACGCAGGUGGCGAUUUCCCGGACCGACGUGGCGGUGGCCAGCGUCGAUCCCGAGAGUAUGGUCACCUGGGUCGACGAUGACGCCAUGCUUGGGAUGGCCAAAUACGUGCGGCGGUACGGCGAGAGCCCGCGGUAUGCGGUGUACUUUGCGCUGCUUGCGCGUAACAUUGCGCGCCGCGCGAGCGGCGGUCACCUUGCGCUCCUCUGUGCGCUGCAGUCGCUCCUUGACAACACGCUUUCCUCGCUGGGCACGCUAUACUGUGCCGCUGGUGUGACAGCGCUGCAUCUUGCCGCGUUUUGUGGCGAAGUUCACUUGAUGUAUCGGCUCCUGCAGUCGCGGCGGGUCAACAUCCUUGCGCGCGACGCGUCGGGCUUUACCCCGCUGCGGAUCGCGGCGUUCUUUGGCCACACCCCGGUCGUCCGCCUCUUGUUGCGCUCGUACGCGUUGCUCGACAUUACGCCCGGAGCGUGGAUCCGCAACGUUGAGCUUGCCCACGGGGUAGCAGUUGUGGAUCGUCUCGCCAUCAAGACCGCCUUUACCCUCUUCCUUCGCGGCAUGAUCAACUCGAUCCCGACCGGCCUCUCGGUAACGGAGCUGGACGCAGGCUCGCCGGCAUCGCGAGUCUACGACUCUGCCGCCCGCGUCCUUGGCCCACUCCUCCACGCCGACCGUGUGGCCAGCCUCGAGGCUCGGCUGGAGGCUGCGCAGGCUGACGCCGCGCAGUGGAAGCACGCGGCCGAGUUUGUCAACCAAUCGCUGUUUCUGAAGCUUCUGACGGCGGUGGAGCGGACGCAUGGAACCGGGAUUGUCCAGUUGACCCCGGAGCGGGUGCUGGUCUCGGCCAAGCCGGAGAGUGCGGCAGGCAGCGAGGGCAUUGCCGUGUGGUCGGGCGUGCAGACAAACGCGGUGUUUGGCGAGACCUUCCGCCUCGAGUCGCUCUCCAACAACACCAUCGGCAUGCACCUGUCGCUGACGGACCUUGUACGUGCGCUCAAGACAGGCAUGACCGCAAGCUCGCUUGUCAUCAAGCUGACCAAGCGCGGCGGCGAGCCGCAUCUCUCGCUCGUGUGCCGCGGCAUGGUGGUCGGCGCCGGCAACAUGCUCAACGUCACCCAGGACGUGCCUGUCGAGAUCCUGCCGCUUGCCCGCCUCGCCGACCAUGCCGAGCCGCAGCUGGCGGAGGCUGAUGUUGCGCUCAUGCUACCGAGCCUUGCCCACAUCAAAAACGUGCUCGACCGCAUGCGCCAUCUCUCGACCGACGUCGUCAUCCGCACAGACAUGGUCACCGUCUCGACUGACUACUCCUCGCUCGAGCUCCCCCUUCCAGCUGAUGCGGUUGAGGGCAGCUCGCAGGAUCCCGCCGACCUCCCGCACGAUACCUCUGUCGCCCUCAAGCUCAACAUCGGCCACCUUGCCCGCUUCCUGCACUGCAUGCAGAUUGCCCCCGACCACGCCAUCAUCUGUCUCCUCCGCUCUUCAGCCGCCGUCAUCCACGCCAUCCGCGACGAUGUCUACAUGACCUACAUCCUCUCCGGCUCGGAUCCAGCAUACAUUGCCCGCAAACGGAAGCGCGAGGCUGACACCGAGGCCGAACGCAAGCGGGCAGAGACCGCGCGGCUGCUCGAGUACGUGGCGGCAGUGACGGGCUCGACUGCGGCAGAGCUGACCCACUCGAUGUCGAUGACCUCUGUCCGCGAUGCUGCCCAUCGGAGGAUGAACACGUCGACCUUCUCGCUCUCGGAGCUGCCUGUGGCGUCAGCGGUGCAGGCCAAAAACACCCGCCUCGACACGGUGCGCGAGAAAGACAAGGCGGUGCGGGCAAAGCUGCGGGUCAUCCUCGCCGAGAACCAAGCGCUGCGUGCAGAGCUCAAGGAGCUCCGUGCUGAACAGACAGGCAAGGACGAUGAGGUGUGGCGCAUUGUGGCGCCGACUCGGAUGUCCACUGCUGGCGCCUCGGCGCUCGCUGCCCAGUCGGCCGCCAAGACAAACUCGCGGCCCAUCAACCGCCUCUCGCCGCGCGCAAAGGUCAUUGCCCACCAGACCUCGCUCUCCAAGCGCCGGCUCACCUCGGUACGUGCCAAAAACAAGGAACUGCACCUGACUUCGGCUGCCAUCGAGCGCUCGCUGACAAAGCUGGCUAAGGAGCGCGACUCGCUCAACGCCACCCUCCACGAGCUUGCCCUUGCAAAGCGCCAGCUCGCCCGUGGCCUCUCGCAGAAAAAGGCCCGCAACGCCCGCACCGCCGCAGAGCUGGCAAAGGUCGAGGCUCGCUGCCUCAAGCGCUCGCAGGAGAUCACAAAGUCGUUUGACGACCAGUACACCCGCGAAGCUGACGCCCUCCGCGCCGCAACACGCAACGCCAUCGCAAAGGCCCGCGACGCACACCAGGGCAAGCAUCUAGCAAAUCUGCGCAAGGAGGAAGCCCUGCUCAACGCCCGCCUCGAAAAGACCCUCCAAGAGUCGGUCGCUGUCAACCAAGAGGUCGCCACUCUUCGCCUCGAGCUCAACCGCAUCCGUUCCUGGACAGAGAUUCGCGACCACACCCUCACCACUCUCGACACUUCGCUCGCCGUCACGUCGCCCACCUCGGGCUCGGGCAUCGAGCUCGAGCUGUAACUCACCAUCUCCUCGCCGCCGCAAACGGCGAUCAUCGAUCAGCGGUCAAACCACCGCCGCCAAUCGCGUCACUGCGACUAUAGCUUGCAUUUACACAGCAUACGACUCUUGGUUCGCCAUCAAAGCCUCCCAGAACUCUGGACUCUCAUCGCCCUGCUCGACCUCGACGACUCGAGCCGGCGCGCCCUCGUAGUGUUGCAGCUGCGCCACAACAUGGUGCGCCUUGCGGACGUACCGGUCCGGUACGCGCAGUCCGAGCCAGAGGAACACCACGCCGGCCUCGGGUGCCACAAGGACAAAGCAGUUGCGCGGCCCCAUCGACGACCGCAUCAGCUCGUGCUUCACCACCUUGCCCACAAUCACACUCCGGUCGUUCGGUUGUGUGGCAUGAUCGAGUACAGUCGGUUGCGCUCGUGCGCCGCAAGCUGCACCCCACCGCGCUCGCCGCCCAUCAGCAUGUGGUUCGCCCACUCGCGCAGCUGCGCCUCGAACCCGGGAUUCGGCGAGCACACUGCCCGCAGAUAACGCACAUACCGAUAUGCGUCGUCGUACGACAGUGCGUCGCGCCACAUCAGGUACGCCAGCACCAGCGAUGCCGAUCGCGACGAGCCCUGCAUGCAGUGCACAAACACUCGCCC
Thecamonas trahens ATCC 50062 is the source of this 5036-nucleotide messenger RNA. RefSeq lists its product as uncharacterized. The record is from RefSeq and is a predicted model, not a curated record. Gene Ontology annotation, molecular function: protein binding. Bases 1 to 4398 code for a protein of 1465 amino acids. Gene Ontology annotation, cellular component: checkpoint clamp complex; site of double-strand break. NCBI's taxonomy places the organism in Eukaryota, Apusomonadida, Apusomonadidae. Gene Ontology annotation, biological process: mitotic intra-S DNA damage checkpoint signaling; telomere maintenance; mitotic DNA replication checkpoint signaling. The transcript has 6 exons.